Lates calcarifer (barramundi perch) is the source of this 3262-nucleotide messenger RNA. RefSeq names its product gap junction beta-6 protein. The transcript is spliced from 8 exons. The coding region runs from base 839 to 1615 and encodes 258 amino acids. The record is from RefSeq and is a predicted model, not a curated record. Gene Ontology annotation, biological process: cell communication. Gene Ontology annotation, cellular component: connexin complex. NCBI's taxonomy places the organism in Eukaryota, Metazoa, Chordata, Actinopteri, Centropomidae.
CAUAAACAAACACAGGAACAGUAAGAAAAAAGUAAGUGCACAAGACAUGUUUUAAUAUCAUAAUAGAUUGAUUCCUUUAAAUAAUGCAAUAUUGUGGCACUAAAUCAGCUACUGAAAACAAAUCAAACAAUCAACAAUAUUAGUACUAAGGUAUUCAUCUAAAAACAUAAAGUGAGCAAGAUGCACUGUCUGUUCUAAGGCUGGAUUUAAAGUUAUUACUCAACAGGAUUUUGAACGAGGUUUUCUUAGGUCAGGAACUGAAACCAGAAGUUCUGGUUUCACCUCAGCUCUAUCUGCGUCCAGCUUGACACCGAGUGAGUCUGGAAAGUUCAGUGCUCUCUGGUGGUCAACGCCAGUAAGUACAACACGACAUUUUAUUUUUUAAAUCAAUGAACAGUAGAUAUUAACACCACUAUUAUUCUUCUUAAGAGUUUUACGACAGUUCCUAUGUAAACAAUAUCUGAAUACAUAUAUGUAAUAAUCACAUAGUUAUCUAACUAAAUGAACCUGCUUUGACCACCAGGAAAGCGUCCUGUCACCUCACAUCCCACCAGACUGUCUCCUGAAGGCCACUGACGAGCCACCGUGGGUUUUGAGAGACAAAACAUAAACACAAAGCGUUUACCCAUCAGGAUAACUGGGCUGUUCGGGGAUCAUGUUAUGUGCAGUGGUACAGAGGAGAAUCUAAACACAAAGCCUGCAGUUCACCAACAACAACUCCUGCUUCAUUAGUCACAAAAACAGCAGUGAUGUGACACUGAGCUGUGAGUCUGUUUUCAUGCUGGAGAGGACCAUGUGGAAUAUUCUCCUGCAAACAACCUGACUCUGAGACACAAGGAUGUCUUGGCCUGCUCUGUAUGCUCAGCUGGUCGGGGCGAACCGUCACUCCACCAGCCUAGGUAAAGUCUGGCUCUCUGUACUGUUUAUUUUCCGGGUCAUGGUGCUGGUUGUUGCUGCUGAGAGCGUCUGGGGAGAUGAACAGUCUGAUUUCACCUGUAACACACUACAGCCUGGCUGUGAAAAUGUUUGCUAUGAUCAGUUCUUUCCUGUGUCCCACAUCCGUCUCUGGUGUCUUCAGCUUGUUUUUGUCUCCACACCAACACUCCUGGUUGCAAUGUAUGUGGGCUAUCGGAACCACAGGGAUAAGCAGAGGCUGGUGCAGGGUUCUGGAAAAUCUGGUUUUCUCAGCAACAAAAGCCAGGAAGAAGAGCUGGAGACUCUGAAGAAGCGGAGACUCCCAAUAGCUGGCGCCCUCUGGUGGACAUACGCGUGCAGCCUGGUGUUCAGGCUGCUGUUUGAGGGAGGUUUCAUGUACGCCCUGUAUGUGGUGUACGAUGGUUUCCAGAUGCCACGGUUGGUGCAGUGUGAUCAGUGGCCGUGUCCUAACCUGGUGGACUGUUUCAUCUCACGCCCCACUGAGAAAACCAUCUUCACUGUUUUUAUGGCCACCGCCUCCUCCAUCUGCAUGGUCCUCAACAUGGCUGAACUUGCCUAUCUUGUUGCCAAGGCUGUCACUAGGGGUGUCAGUGAUCAGAAGGAGAGGAAAUCAAGCAGAAAAUCCAGCAGAGAGAGGACGCAGACCAAGACAAACCACAAGUUACUCGUCUCAACCUGAAGAAGCAGCGACAAGGAGGAUGAUACACACAGGAGAGAGACAUUCAAAAGACUUAAAACACUUAAAAGCUGCAUAAUUACAAGUGGAGCACACUGUGAAUGACCCAACUGUGUAAAUACAGCAAAAGUGGACAUUUUCUAUGAUACCUGAAAUGUAACAUUUAAAGGGUGGAGAGGAUGUCAGCGACUCAAAGUGUAUUUUUGCACAAUGCUGUUUGAGAGUAUGUGUCAGUAAUUUGUCUUCAGUUAUAACUUUUGUUAGUAUAGUUGUAUAAUGUGAUAUCUAGUUACACAGGCAGUAUGUUCUAAUGUAAUGGGCAAAAAUAGACAAAGGAAGAUUAUGUAUUUACACCAAUCAGCCUCAACAUUCAAACCAAUUGACAGGUGAAGUGAAUAACAUUGAUAAUUUUGUUACAGUACAGUGUUCUGUUGGGAAACCUUGGGUCCUGACAUUCAUCUGGAUUUUACUUUGACAGCAGAUCCAGCAUCUGGGGGAUGUCACUGGAACAAGCCACAUCCAUGGAGACCCCACCCUGCAACCCACCGGACCUGAAGGAUCUGCUGCCAAUGUCCCGGUACCAGACACCAUGGGACACCCUCAGAGGUGUCAGAGGGUGUCAGGGUCAGAGCUGUUUUGGCUGCAAGAGAGGGACCUACACAAUAAUAGGUAGGUUUCAUAGAUGCUGGAUCAGAUUGGGAUCUGGGGAGUUUGGAGGCCAGGUCAACACCUUUUCUGAGCAGUUUUUGUGGUGUGGUGGGAGCAUUGUCCUGCUGUUAGAACCCAAGGUUUCCCAGCAGAACAUUGUAUUGUAAUGAAAUGAUCAAUGUCACUUCAUCUGUCAGUGGUUUUAAUGUUGUGACUGAUCGGUGUAUAAUAAUGGUACUGUAGGAUUUAGGGUUAUCGUGCCAUCUAUUGGGGAGCAAUAAAACAGCAUGAGGAAAAAUGUGAGCACUGACUAGCAGCUACACACCUACAAUAUGUACACACACAUACAGACAAGUGUAUUUUUCUUGGAUUCACUGAAUAACAAUUCAUUGAACAUAAACACACUCACCAUUUCUCACUCCACUUCCACAAAUAAAAUGUGAUCUUAUAUUAAUUUCAUGUUACUCUAAUGGUUUUAUUAAAGAUUCAUAUCACAUUAAGAAUGCUGCUUAUCUGGGAAAACAAAACUGACUGACUCAAUAUAAUGUGGUGACACAAGCAGAUCACAGAGGAACACAUACAGUUAGAGCCACACAGUGCAUUAAACCACAUGUUUAUGUGAAAAUUAACUUGAAUUGAAACAGGUGCACACCUUUUGAUAAACUGCAUGCAAAGAAUCAAGUCAGUGUUUACUUCAGUAUAUUAUCAGAUGAAUUGUGACUGCACAGUGUUAUUACAGAGUGCUAAACUACAUUAGAAGAAUUAUACUCUGGACAUACUUAAAUAACUUAAUUACUCAACAGCUAUUAUCCAGACCACAGUUAUAGGGAUAUAGUCAACUAACCACUUUAUAUUUUUAGUUGAGCUCUCAUUAUCUGUGUUUGAUUGGGACACGGAUUAGGUAUUUGGGAAAGCUGUGUGUUUGGAACUAGGCUUAAUGUUUUUCUGCUAUUUACGGUGCUGAUGCUGUAUUUCAAGAUUAAAGCAAAACAGUUAAAUGAA